AUGAAAGAAAAUGCUUAUAUUCCAAAUUAUCCCUUCGCAGUAGUCAAUUGGACUAACGAAGAAGGUGCAAGAUUUCCAAAGUCAACAAUGGGUUCCUCUCUUUGGGCUGAAAAUGUAACAGAAGAGUCUAUAAUGAAUUUGCAAUCAGUUACAGACCAAGAGCCUGUUACUGUUGCACAAGAAUUGGAAAGGAUAGGAUAUAAUGGUACAACGCUUGCGUCCUAUAAAACCAACCCUCUUGGUGCGCACUUUGAAUUACAUAUUGAACAAGGUCCAAUUUUAGAAAAGGAAAAUAAAAAAAUAGGCAUUGUUACCGGUGCUCAAGCCUAUGAUUGGUUUAAAGUUACAGUAUUAGGAAAUUCCUCUCAUACCGGUACUACUCCAUUAAAUACAAGAUCAGAUGCCUUAUUUGCGGUAUCUCAAAUGAUAGUUAAAUGCAAUGAAGUUGGAAAUAAACAUAAUGGAUUAGUUAGUGUUGGUAUCGUUAAUGUUGAGCCUGCAGUAGUCAAUGUUAUCCCAAAUAAAGUGAGUUUUGUUUACGAUGCUAGACAUGAGUCGGAUGAAACAUUAGCCAAAAUUCAUUUAGAGCUAGAGCAGGAAUUUAAAAAAAUCGCCGAUAGUGCAAAGGGGGAUUUCUCUUCGAAACCUUUGAAAGUGGAAAUUGAACAUUUAUUUAAUUCUAAGGCAGUUAAUUUCCAUGAAAAGUGCAUUUCCCAUAUCAAAAAUGCGUCUGUUGACUUAUACGGUGAAAAUAAUGUUAGAGAAAUCAUGAGUGGUGCAGGACAUGAUUCUUGCUCAACAAGUUCUAGAUGUCCAACGUCUAUGAUAUUCAUUCCUUCGCGAGAUGGUAUUAGCCAUAGUCCUGAAGAAUACUCUAGCCCUGAACUGAUUGAUAAUGGACUUAAUGUAUUAUUAAAUGCUGUCUUGAGUUAUGACCAAUCUAGGCAAAAUUAG
Molecule: messenger RNA, 954 nt
Organism: Debaryomyces fabryi
Lineage: Eukaryota; Fungi; Ascomycota; Pichiomycetes; Serinales; Debaryomycetaceae
Exons: 1
Coding region: 1-954 (317 amino acids)
Molecular function (GO): hydrolase activity, acting on carbon-nitrogen (but not peptide) bonds, in linear amidines
Source: RefSeq, a predicted model, not a curated record